AUGAAGUUCACCCUUCCCAUCAUCAGCCUGCUGGCAAGCACUGCCAUGGCUGCCGUUGGCGACCUUUGCGUGGCGCAGAAUAGCAUCGGAACUUGUCAGACUACAACCUUUUGCAGCAACCGGGGAGGCACAGCACCGGUCGUUGGAGCUUGUCCCAACGACCCCAGUAAUGUCAAGUGCUGCCUGUACCCGAGGUGCAGCAGCACCCUCGGCUUUUGCAUGUCCACCUCGGACUACUGUCGCUCUGGGAUCCGUCCAACAGGCCAAUGCCCCGGACCCGCCAGCUACAGGUGCUGUGCCACUUGA
Pyricularia grisea is the source of this 306-nucleotide messenger RNA. RefSeq lists its product as uncharacterized. Lineage: Eukaryota; Fungi; Ascomycota; Sordariomycetes; Magnaporthales; Pyriculariaceae. Bases 1 to 306 code for a protein of 101 amino acids. The record is from RefSeq and is a predicted model, not a curated record. The transcript is spliced from 3 exons.